This is a messenger RNA of Mobula hypostoma (lesser devil ray), 2154 nucleotides long. RefSeq names its product testis expressed 55 (gene tex55). The transcript has 4 exons. Bases 86 to 976 code for a protein of 296 amino acids. The record is from RefSeq and is a predicted model, not a curated record. Lineage: Eukaryota; Metazoa; Chordata; Chondrichthyes; Myliobatiformes; Myliobatidae.
ACGAACGGUUUGAGGCGCGCAUUUCGGAAACACUUGUUUUUUUUACGGCUUGUGGAAGAGAGUGUGGAAACACAUCGGUGCAGUCAUGAGCGAGAACGAUGACCAGAAAUCUGUAGAGAAGGAAACUAAAGGAUCUGAUGAGCUAGGAACUCUUCCUCCUGCCCCAGAAGCGGAGUCAGAACUAAUCGUAGAGGCUGAAGCUAAACCAGUGUCAGAGUCAGGGGCUGAACUAGUAGCAGAGACUGCAGCUGAACCAGUGCCAGAGCCAGUGGCAGAGACUGCAGCUGAACCAGCAACACAGCCAGUGGCAGAGACUGCAGCUGAACCAGCAACACAGCCAGUGGCAGAGACUGCAGCUGAACCAGCAACACAGCCAGUGGCAGAGACUGCAGCUGAACCAGCAACACAGCCAGUGGCAGAGACUGCAGCUGAACCAGCAACACAGCCAGUGGCAGAGACUGCAGCUGAACCAGUGCCAGAGCCAGUGGAGGCAGAAGGUGAACCAGCAACACAGCCAGUGGCAGAGACUGCAGCUGAACCAGUGCCAAAGUCGGUGGAUAACCGAACAGCUGAGACUGCAGCUGAACCAGCAACACAGCCAGUAACUGAACCAAUGGUAGAAACUGCAGCUGAAGCAGAAGGGCAGGACAUUACCACAUCCGAAAUUGAGCCAAUAAAUAAAGGUGAAACAUCUGUUAAACCUGAGCUACAACCUACAACAAUUGCUACAAUUCAACCCACAGCUGCAGCUAAGACAGAGGUGUCUACAGAAGUUGAAGAAAAAUUUGCAAGCUGUUUUGAAGAUCCAUAUAAGCGAUCUGUGUUGUAUAUGGAGAAGCAUAAUAUUCUACAGAUAUUUCAGAACAUGACGGAAAAUCUGGUAUACGAAAGACCAGAUGACCCCCUUGAGUUCAUGUUACAGCAGAUACAAGCAAUGAUCUGGAUGCGUGACCAGCAAGAAUUCUGUGUGGAAUAAACUGCACCAGACCCGACUGGGCUAUGAAAACAUUAUGUAGGAGUUGAUGUGUUUUGAUUUUUAAUCAAGCCUCCUCUUAUUGUUUCUGUAAUAUCAUACAGUAUAGUGUAAAAUAGAGAACACAAGACAAGUGAACAAUGCCAAAGAUUGAAUGGAUGAAAUUGUAUCCCUUUCCCAAACAGACACCAAGAUCAGGUCAAUAUUUCUAAUUAUGGAUGUAUAUUUUGCACGAAUUUGAUGUUAAGAUUUACAAUGAUAGCAACUUUUUUUUUCUGAAAACAAACAUAUGAAUGCAUCUUUUUACAUCUAGUCUAUCUGUUAUUAUGGACAAGUUAACAGGGCAUAUGAAGCCAUUAAAUAAUUAGGUAGAAUCAAAUUGCUUUUAUGAAAGGGAACUUGUGUUUGACAAAGCUAACACAUUUUUGAGGAUGUAUUUAGCUGUGUAGGUAAGGAUGGGAUGGGGUGAUUUGUGCUGUGAGUGGAUAAAAUAUAUCUGGAUUAAAACAUUUAAUAAAGUACUAUACAAAAAGUUAUCACAUAGAUAAGAACUCCUUUGAUAGAGAAAAUACAAUGCAGAGUUAGUUAAAAUAAAAGAAUUUCUUACCGCUAGACAGGCUUUUACUGAUAGGUUAAUAAAAGAAUCAAUGCAGGUCCUCAUACUACAACAUCUUCAUUGCUCAGAUAAAACUAUAGAGUGUAGUAAAUCUAAAUUUGCCAAUGGUACAAAUAUAGAUGGGAAAUCAGAUUUGAAGGCAAUAGGUGAAAUAAUUGAUCACAGGGUGACACAUUUUAUGUAAGGUGGAAAAAUAUGAGAUAGUUCACUUUAGUAGGAAUAAUAUACUAACUUUUGUAAAUAGUGAUAGGGUAUCACUUGCAAGACUGUGCAAUAUGUACUAACUGGAAUAUUACGAGAACAGACCUGGCAACUGAAAACUGGGCAUCCACUGGCUAGAAGGGUAGAUAAUGAAGGGGGUGUGGGGGUGGUUUGAGCUUGGAGUGAUGUUGUGUACUUAAUAUUUCAGUAAUGUUAGAAUAUUAGAAUAAUCUUGUAUAUAUAUCAUUUGAUUAAGCAGUCUUGCUCAUUUAAAUAAUUAAUUACGGGUUAUAUGUAAAAAUACGUUAAUUGCAUACGUCGUCACGCUACCAUGUGAAAUGUGUGCCUCACUUAAAAGUAAAAC